Molecule: messenger RNA, 5640 nt
Organism: Guillardia theta CCMP2712
Lineage: Eukaryota; Cryptophyceae; Pyrenomonadales; Geminigeraceae
Exons: 25
Coding region: 1-5640 (1879 amino acids)
Biological process (GO): calcium ion import; sodium ion transmembrane transport; membrane depolarization during action potential
Cellular component (GO): plasma membrane; voltage-gated sodium channel complex; neuron projection
Molecular function (GO): voltage-gated sodium channel activity; low voltage-gated calcium channel activity
Source: RefSeq, a predicted model, not a curated record
AUGUCGUCUCGUCGCUCGCAUCGUCCGGCGCCACUGCAAGCAGAACUUGCUUUCGUGCAAACAGAGGGGGAGGCCAGGGACCAUCCAAAGGAGCCUGAGCCUGCGAUCCUGCUGUCUCCGACUGGCCUUCUAUUGCAAGAGCAUGCGGCCAAAAGGCCAUGGGUGUCUGACGAAGUGAAGAACUCCAAGUACUAUCGCCGCAGCUCCCUCCAACGAAGGACGGAUGAGCGUGCAGAUAGCAUGAAACAGGAGGAAUCUGUCACAGCGACAGAGUUCUUGAAGAAGCUAAAGCAAGAGACCUCUUCGCAUGAUCUCAAGAAUCGAGAGAGAAGGUCAAGACGGGAAUCUUCCACAACCACUGGAGUUGAACCCGACGAAGAGACAGUCAGGGUAGACCGUGUCAGAUUGCUGCGGAAAGUUACACAAAACUUUGAGCUUGUCGGCAACAGCAUUUACACGACCAUCGCAGCAGAAAAGGAGUUCAUCCGUAGUCAGCGAUACACCUUCAAGUCUUUUGUCAGCGACCUCAACGACCUUUAUGUCGUCAAGAAGAUCCGGCUUCUCUUCCGUCCGUUGACUGCAGCUGUUGUCGGGGGUCGGUUUUGCAUCUUUCUGGUCGAGUGGCCUUUGUGGAGCAGCAUAGUCUUAGGGCUGGUGCUGAGCAACGCGCUGCUUCUCGCCAUCUACGACCCACUCGACGACCCCAGCACCAUGCCGAACUCUUCGCGGAGGACAACGCUUGAGGAUGGAAUCAAAGCCUUCAGCUUCUUGUUUGCCUGGGAGCUGCUCAUAUCCUUCAUCGCCCAGGGAGCCUACUUUGCGGGAAGUAACUCGUACCUGAGAAGCAACUGGCACAAGGUGGAUUUCCUCAUCGUCGCUCUGGGCAUCCUCGACUUCCUUCCUGGGCUCUCGUCCAGCUCUGUGUCUGCCUUGCGAUCGUUGCGGGUGCUCAGGCCGUUGCGGACGAUCACGCGGUUCAAUCACCUGCAGGAGCUGCUGGUGCUGAUAGUCAGGACCAUCCCGCUGCUCAAGACCAUCCUCCUCAUGCUCUUCAUCCUCUCCGUCCUCUACGGGGCCAUCGGCAUCCAACUAUGGCAGGGGAUCAUGAGGAGACGCUGCUUCAGCGUCGAGACGGGCCAGCGCUUUGGCAACCUCCUUCCCUUCUACGGCUUCGACAGGACCUGCACCCUGCAGGGGUCUGUCUCCCCGGGCCUCUUCGCCUGCCCGGCCGGGUACUCCUGCAUCGCACAAGUCAAUCAGAACCCUUACCUGGGGUUUGACAACUACGUCGCGUCCUUCAUGACUCUGUUUCAGAUCCUCAUGUUAGACGGAUGGGGAGCGAUCUGCGAUCAAAUCAUCGACGCGUACUCUCCUCUCGCCAUUAUCCUGAUCGUUGUCAUCCUCAUCACCGGGCCCUUCAUGGUGUUGAAAUUGUUUCUCGCCGUCGUCGCGUACAAACUCUGGGAGAUCGAAAACGAGAAGAGGAGGCGGAGGGUGCGGGACGUGAUUCUUUCUUGGUCCUUCCAGCUAGAGCGGAGCUGCUUCGAGCUGUGGUUCGAGAACUACAAGAUGCUGAGGCUGGCCCGGAAUGGCUCCCUGGGCGGGCUCGCGUGGCUGCGGCAUAGGAGGGAGUUGAGAACCGCCUACGAGGGUUGGAGGAAUUUCACUUUCUGCUUCGACGGCACGCAAGCCAGCAAGCUUGCCUACCUCAAGCGCAGAAACGCGCGGCGGCUGCGGCUCAAGUUGGCAGAGGAUGCGUUCAGCCUGGAGAUGAAGGUGACCCUGCUCAUGGCCACGCACCCGAGGCUGGGCAGAGACUCUCGGCUGUUCGCCCUGCAUUCGCACGUGAAGGUAUGGAAGGUGAUCUUCAAGGAGGUGUCGGAGAGCAUGAGGAGCGACCUGCUGCAGCUGCUUUACGACAAGGACUGGGAAGAGAACGCGUGGGGAGAUGCUGAGAUAGCUGCCACCUUGCGGGAGUUUCGGGUGAUCGCCAUGAGCAGGAGGGGACUCGUCGCCAUCGAUUCCUCCGCCUGGUUCGAGGCUCUCAUCGCCUUCGCCACGCUCUUCAACGGCCUGCUGCUGGCGCUGCAGCACGAGCGAGAGUCGACGCCAGGAAGACUGUGGGGAUCAGACGCAAACUACUUCAGGUUCAAAGUCUCCCUCGCUGGGGGGUUCCUCUUGGUCUCUGCUGUGUUCCUGCUGGAGAUGAUCGUGCGUGUUCUCGUUCACGGCCCCUGGUACUACUUGCAGACCCGCUGGAGGCUCCUCGACCUCCUCGUCGUCAUCGUCUGCUUCCUCCUCCUCCCGGUUGACCUCCAGGACUUCACGUGCGUAGACCAGCUGGACUCGUACGAUCAGUGCAGCUCGGGAGGAAGCAUUCUCCGAGUCUUCCGCUCCUUUCGCCUCCUCCGCCUCAUCCGUUUCCUCAAGAUCCUCAGCACCUUCCCCGAGCUGGCGCUCCAGCUGGAGUCUUCCCUGGGGGUGCUGAAGCAAGUGACCGGAGUCCUCACGCUGAUGGCGCUGAUCUUGUUCGUCUACGUCAGCAUGGGCUUGAGUCUCUUCGGAGGAAAGCUCUACCAGCCCGUGAAGCCCUACGACCUCAUGCUGGGCUCCAGCGUUUACGUGCACCUUGCGCAGACGCAGUUGGGAGCGCGAGGGCUGCCGGGGCUGGUGGAGGACAUCCAGCCGGAGAGGAGGAGGAGGUACCUGGUGUGGGUGAGGACCGGGUUCACCGACUGGGCGAGAGACUUUGACCGUGAGAGACCCAAGGAGUGGAUGACGAUUGCGUCUGAAUCAGGACAAGGGGACGCGAUCAUCUCCUCCUCCGUCCCGCGGUCAAACUUCAACACGUUCUUCUUUGCCUUCACUUCCGUCCUGCAAAUCGUCUUCAAUCGAGGAUGGCCCAGCAUCUUCUGGAACGCGGUGGAUCAGGUCGGAUUCUACUCCUGCUGGUAUUUCUACUCGCUCAUCUUCAUCGGCAACUGGCUGCUGGUCAGCGUUGGGUUUGGGAUGAUCAUAACAGGAAAGAUCGGCAGGGAGCGGGAGACGCAGGAGGAUCGAGGGAGGGUCCCUCGUCCUCGUCCCAGCCUCCUCGCGCGAGUGCUGAUGAGCAUCAGGAGGAGAGUGAUAGGAAGCUCCGAGGAGGCCGAAGCCCAGCUCGAUUCUGCGCUUUCACCAACCAAAGCUUCCAGUCGGGACAGGGAGGAGGAAGAGAUUAAGUUCACAGCGUUCCAAGUCAACCUACAGCAGACUCUGUCCUCACAGGCUUACCUGGUCCUCAAAAGUCUCGUCGUCGUGCUCUCUUGUGCCUGCACGCUGCUCGAGCGGCCCAGCAUCUCAAAAUCCGAGCGGUCGCUGGUGAUCUUCUUGUAUGCUGUGACGACGGUGCUCUUCCUCUUCGACUUUCUGCUUCACGUCUGGGGGUUCACGGCGAGGAGAUGCGUGCGGCGAGUCUCGUGGGUGGUGGAGGCAGCGUGUUUGAUGGCGGCGCUGCUUGACGAGAUCGUAUCCUUCCUCUACAGCAAGGGAGAAGCUCCAGCGGACGGGUCGAGCUCCCUUGCUGUGGUCCGAGUCUUGCGAGUCUGGUUCCUCCUGGACCUGCUGCUCUUGAGGAAGAGAGGAAAGCUGGGACUGCAGUCGUUCGAGCUCCUUCUGCGAUCCCUUCUGCACUCCGUCAGCCCCAUCCUUAACACCGUCCUCCUCAGCGUCGUCGUCUUCACCGGCUUCGCCAUCCUCGGCAUGCAGUUGCUGGGAGGGAAGCUUAAUCAAUGCUCCGACCCUGUCAUCUUCGCCAAGAGCAACUGCACUGGAAGCGACGGGCAUGCGAGGCCUCGGAUGUGGUACAGCUCUUCCCUGACCUUCGACUGGUUUGGCUCUGCCUUAGAAUCCGUCUGGGUGAUCUCAGCGGCCAACGACUGGAUCGGCUUUAUGUGGGAGGGAGUGGACGCGACGUCAACCGAAACUGGGCCGUAUCAGAACCACCAGCUUGCCAUCGCCUUGUUCUACUUCGGCGUCACCGCCUCUGCCGCACUCAUUGUCCUCAACAUCUUCAUCGGGGUCUUUGUGAGCUCCUACCAGGCCAUCCACCGGCAGGCGGAGCGAAGCCGAUCAGCUCCGAGCAAGCCGACGAGGAGCCAGCUUCCUACCAUCUUGGACGUGCGAGAGAUCAAGGACCCGAGGAAGAUUCUUUGCAGGAAGAUCAUGAGCGUGCUCCAAGAGAGGCUCGUAACCGUCAGCAACGUCUACUUCACCCUCCUCUUCGGCGCAGAGUGCUUGUUUCGCAUCUUCGCGGUUGGGCAGAGACAUUACUUCUCGUCAUACCUCAACUGCUUCGAUUACAGUGUCUUCCUCGUCGGCGUCAUCGGAUUGAUAAGCGACUCGCCUGCUCUUGGAGGAUGGAUCAGAUCUGUUCGCUGGAUCCGCGCGUUCCGCACCCUCCGCGUCCUUAAGGUCCUGGGGGCGCACAAGAUCGUCAGGUCCAUCGGAAGCAUCCGCGACGUCUUGCUCGCGUUGCAGAAAGCUGUUCCCAUCGCCCUCCACCUCAUUCUGCUCCUCUGCUGCGUUUUUUACAUGUACGGGGUCAUCGGAGUCAAGGACGAAGAUCCCAGCUCAGCGCUCACCAGCAAACUACUUGGCGCUCACACUCACUUCCGCCACGUUGGCUGGGCUCUCCUCUCACUGCUUAAAGUUGCCACUGUUGACGGAGUGAGCCCGCUGCUCAAGAAGCUUGAUCUCAGCCCUGGCGUCAGGCUGCCGGACGAGGAGACGGCGGUCAGCAAGGCCAUCGAAGCUAUGAGGAUGUGGAACAACGCGACGAGGAGCUCGCUGAGGCGAGCCUUCCUCCUCGAGGCCCGGGCCCACGUGCCCGGCUGCCUCACCUCAAGCGAGCUCGACAGAAUGCAGGAGGCAGGAGUUCUGGACUGCAGGCUGGCAGAUGAGGAGAAGGCUACUAGUUGUCGCUCGACAUGCGGAAACUUCUGGUUGUCACAGGUGUACUUCAUGUCCUUCGCCAUGGUAACUUCCUUUGUCCUCCUCAACGUGCUCGUGAGCGUCUUCAUCAUCGAGUUGCGGAGAAGUCACGACAGGUCGAAGCCCAAGAUGAUUACCAAGACGCUUGACGUCGAGAAGUUUCAUCGCAUCUGCAAACGAUGGAGGUGGAACGCGGUGCUUCGAGUAGCUUACGGGCACUGGCUCAUCCUCAACGACUACAGCUUGCAUUCUGAUAGCGCUGAAUUCACACAAGACAGUCGGUCGACCUCUACUUCCGACCUCUCAAGCCUCUCCUCCUGCGGGGGGAUCCUGCCGAGGGAGGAGGAGCUGAAGGAGGAGGAGAGCGUCUCGGAAAGCGAGCGAUCCACAGAAGCUGCGCACAAAUUCCUCAUUACGAAGGGGAAGCGCCUGAAUCGCCAGCAUGCGGACGAGGAGCAGGCGGAGAUGCACAGGCCUGAAGGAGGGCAGGCGGGCUCAGCUGCCCAUGCAGCAGCCACCAGGCAGAGCAGGAGGAAGAGUUCGGUAGCAGCACGACAUGCGGGCACGAGCAGCCUGAAGGCUCUGCGGGAUAGUCUGAACGAGGCAGACAAGGUCACUGAGAAGAUAGCAGCCUUCAAGGCUGUGAGCCGAAAAGAGCUGAGGAAACGAUGA